AUGUCUGCCGUCCAGAAGGUCGCCCGCCGCACCCUCUACACCUCGAUGCGGCAGUUCGCACGCAGUUUCGAGGCGCACCCGCAGCCCAUCUCCAUGACCGGCUCGCAGCCCGGAGACUGGGGCCGGAUCGUCCGCACCCGGGGACAGAACUUGGUCCUUUACUCUGGCUUCAUGAGCGCGGUGCUCUUCUGGCCGGCUGCGGCCAGGUGGAUGCUUGACGGCCGGGUGUAA
Molecule: messenger RNA, 231 nt
Organism: Microdochium trichocladiopsis
Lineage: Eukaryota; Fungi; Ascomycota; Sordariomycetes; Xylariales; Microdochiaceae
Exons: 2
Coding region: 1-231 (76 amino acids)
Source: RefSeq, a predicted model, not a curated record